Molecule: messenger RNA, 2225 nt
Organism: Dioscorea cayenensis subsp. rotundata (Guinea yam)
Lineage: Eukaryota; Viridiplantae; Streptophyta; Magnoliopsida; Dioscoreales; Dioscoreaceae
Product: LRR receptor-like serine/threonine-protein kinase FLS2
Exons: 1
Coding region: 209-2095 (628 amino acids)
Molecular function (GO): receptor serine/threonine kinase binding
Source: RefSeq, a predicted model, not a curated record
AGCUGACCCUUUGAAAAAAUCAACAUCACUGUUCAAAACCAAACCCAAGCCAUCAUCUUUGAUCAAAAUCAAACUCAACACGGCCAAGCCAUCUUUCCUUUGACCUUUCUCAUUCCACCCCUCCAGUCUAUAAAUUGUAUUACAUACAUGCAAACCCCAAACACCCAAACACACAAACACACUCAAUACCAAAAUUCCAUCCAUCUCAAUGGAUUGUUCAACCAAGAUCAAGAAGAGUCUCCACUAUUAUCUACUAACCUUCAUUAUCCUCUACUACACCACCACAUUCUCCGCCGCAACAACCACCUGCCAUUCCGGCGACAAGGCUGCACUCUUGGCAUUCAAGGCCGGCAUUACCGAUGAUCCUUCCGGCCUUCUCUCUACUUGGAACUCCACUACCAACUGCUGCUCUAAUUGGGAUGGAGUCUCCUGCCAUUUCACAACCGGCAGGGUCGUCAACCUCUCUCGCCCGGGCCUCUCCUCCGGCCCUGAUUCUAUCAUUGACACCUCCAUGGCCGGCACCAUCUCCCCUGCUCUCGGCCGCCUUACUGCCCUCCGUGUCCUUGACCUCAGCUCCCUCAAACAACUCUCCGGCCAGAUUCCUCCGUCUCUUGGCCACCUUUCCAAACUCACCGUCCUCUUCCUCUUCUCCAACAACCUCACUGGACCUAUUCCUCAUACUCUUAGAAAUCUCAAACACCUCCAAAGACUCCUCCUUGAUUCCAACCAACUCUCCGGCGAGAUCCCUUUCUCACUCUUCACACCAUCUUCUCCGAUGACUGACCUGACACUCAAUCAAAAUCAACUCUCCGGCGUCAUACCAAACUCCAUCGGCCACCUCACCGCUCUCAAGAGACUUGAUAUUCAUAGCAACAACUUCUCUGGUUCUAUUCCAAACAGCAUCGGCAACCUUCAACAACUCACUUACCUUGACUUCUCCGAGAACCAAAUCUCCGGUGUUCUUCCGGCCAGCAUUGGCCGGCUUGUUAAUCUUGGCUUACUCUAUCUGAAUGACAACUUUCUCAAUGGUAACAUUCCUUCUUCUAUUUCCGGUUUGGCCUCACUUCAGUUCUUCAGAUUGUCCAACAACCAGCUCACCGGAGAGAUUCCGGCGUCCAUUGGAGAGCUCCAGCAACUCCAACGUGUUACCUUUGAGAACAACAAGCUCAACGGAAAGCUCCCUUCUUCUCUUGGAGGUCUCACCAGCCUCACCGAGAUCUACCUCUCCGGCAACCAGUUCACCGGCCGGAUUCCUUCAAGCAUCGGUGAUCUUUCAAGCCUUCAAACAUUAGAUUUAUCAAAUAACAAGCUCUCCGGCCCACUCCCUCGCAGUCUCACCAAGCUCAAGAACCUCCAAGAACUCUACCUCUCAUUCAAUCCUCUCCGGCUGGUCACCAUCCCGGACUGGCUCAUCGACAUGAAACUCUUCAAGCUAAUGCUCGCCGGAACCGGCAUCAAAGGCCAGCUUCCAGUGAAGCUAUUAUCCACAGCCUCAUCCACAUCAUCACUAGACUUAUCAAGCAACGAGCUCACCGGAGAACUACCUCACUGGAUCGGUGAGAUGUCUGGGCUCUCCUUCUUGAACCUCUCUAACAAUGGCUUCCAUUCUCGCAUCCCCGAAGAGUUCAAAAACCUCACCUUGCUCAUGGACUUGGACCUCCACAGCAACGCCUUCUCCGGCGAGCUCCGUCCAGUGUUGGCUAAGAGUACAAGUGACCCACUGGGACACUACAACUCACUAGACCUUUCUUGCAACCAAUUCACCGGAGGUAUCGACGAGGACAUCGGAGAGUUACCGGCGAUGGACACGUUGGAGAGUCUAGUGCUGUCGGACAACCCAUUGGGUGGGAAUAUUCCGGCGACGUUGAGGAAACUGGAGAACCUCAGGGUGGUGGCCUUGGCGAAGAAUGGUUUGACCGGUGGUGUACCGGCCGGAGUGCUGGACAUUGCCAGUUUGACGGAGUUUGACGUCCCUGACAACCGGCUCACCGGAGAGAUUCCGGCGCAUACGGCGAGGGUUCCGGCGGCCGGGUUUAGAGGCAACCCUGGGUUAUGUGGGAAUCCACUGCCGCCGUGUCGCCGUGAAGUUCCUUGAAAAUCGGAGAAGAUUUUUUCUUUUCUUUUUUUAUUUAUUUAUUUAUUUAUGUUUGUUUUUUGUGUGUUGUUGUGUGUGUUUGUUAUUUGGGUUUUUGGAUAAGAAAGAGUCAAAAAAUAGGAAUUUUUAA